AUGAGAGCCUCUGCGAUUUCGAAGUUGCACCCGCAGCAAAGCGCGCAUGAGACGGCUCUCGCAAAGCUAGGAUACAAGCAGAAGCUUUACAGGGAAUUUUCUCCGCUAGAGGUGAGCCUGAUGUCAGACUCUUUUGUAUAUGUGAUACAACCCAACAGCUGUACAGUCUCCGUGCUCUUUUAUGCCAUACCGAAUGGCGGGCCUUUCGCCGUGGUUUUUUGGUGGGCAAACUCUUGUCCUUUUAUCAUGUGCAUCGGGUUGGCGAUGGCAGCACUCGCGUCAGCAGCGCCUACUUCCGGUGGUCUAUACUACUGGACUUACCCACUUGCUGCUCCACGAUGUCGCAAUUUUCUGUUGUGGUUGGUUGGUUUCUCAUCUGAUUGCGUGGGGCUAGAUUUCGUAAACUGGACUUGCGCAACUCAAAUCACAGCAGCAAUCAGGAUCGCCUCCUCUGACCUGUCAUAUGCGACCACCAACAAGCAGCUCUACGGUAUAUACGCAGCUUUGGUUUUGUCCAAUGCUGUCCUCGUGAGCUUCGGUACUAAAGUUUUGGCAAGGCUACAGAGACUACAUGUUGGAACACCCAAACCUUUUGGAGUUAAACGGUAA
Messenger RNA from Suillus clintonianus, 609 nucleotides. RefSeq lists its product as uncharacterized. The record is from RefSeq and is a predicted model, not a curated record. Gene Ontology annotation, cellular component: membrane. Bases 1 to 609 code for a protein of 202 amino acids. Gene Ontology annotation, molecular function: transmembrane transporter activity. Gene Ontology annotation, biological process: transmembrane transport. The transcript has 6 exons. NCBI's taxonomy places the organism in Eukaryota, Fungi, Basidiomycota, Agaricomycetes, Boletales, Suillaceae.